This is a messenger RNA of Paramacrobiotus metropolitanus, 1091 nucleotides long. RefSeq lists its product as uncharacterized. The record is from RefSeq and is a predicted model, not a curated record. NCBI's taxonomy places the organism in Eukaryota, Metazoa, Tardigrada, Eutardigrada, Parachela, Macrobiotidae. The coding region runs from base 116 to 553 and encodes 145 amino acids. The transcript is spliced from 4 exons.
CCCAAUACCCAAGGCUAAUCUUAUGGAACAACCGUGCAAUAUGGCCUGUAGUACCGCCACAAUAUAAAUCACUCUCCUAAUAAAUUUCCUGGAUUUUCGCUAAGCGGAACGCACGAUGACGCGGCUAUCUUUUGAUGUUUUGAUAGCAAUCUGUUGGAUGAUCCUUUUAAAUAAAUCAUGUAAAGGAUCCGGAAUGUACUGCUGGGAUUGCGGACGCCUACCCGACUAUCCCAUCGAUAAAUACAUUCCCUGCCGAUUCAAUCAGGAGCAGCUGAGCACGCCGGAUCAAUGCCAUCCCAGUGCGCGAUAUUGUUUGACGGCGGAUAUUUCCCCGCUGGAUGAAAGCGCUGAGCCCUACUACAUUCAGCAGUGUUCUCGGUCGUGUACUUCCGGUUCAAGCGUUGACAGGGCACGCAACGUCCGGGUGACAACAUUCUGCUGCCAGGAUCACGGGUGCAAUACCCAUUCGGGUUCUUCGCAAUCUUUACCCGGAAUAUUUUUAAUUUUUUUGGGAAUAGUUUUUAUACGGCUUUUCUUUUUCGGCCGACCUUAGAGCACUUCCGGUGCGAUAUAAUUUUUUUAAAAACAGAAACGCUUAUAAAGCCUUCUGAUUGUCAGUAUUAUUUUUGUAAUUCCAUAUAAAAGAAUAAAUGACUGUGCAAAAACGGAAGACAAAGGCAAUAAAAAAAACGAUAAAUUUAAUUUCUUGCUUGCUUGCUAAAUUUCUUUGAGCGUUUGUUGGAUCCAUGACAGGUGUUUUGCCACGUUAACGUAGACGAAGUGGUUGUUGUCGCACCUGCAAAGACUUUUGCUCUAAAUUUCUUAACAAUUAAUUAUUUUUAUUUGGCCGAUUUAAAUACUGGUCACUGGCCUUUUUUAGAAUUAUUGCUGUAUAAUUCAAAUGAAGUUUGAUUUCUAUAAGUGUUUUUGUUGGUUACAUAUAUCCCCAUUACCGUCUAAAGCGAAGCGCUAAUUUUCCUAAAAACUAUUUUAAUAAAGUCUUACUGAAAUGUUCGGAGUGCCAAAGUUGCGAUUCCCAGUUGUACAAAGUUGUCCGUUGUUUUAUCAUGGACUACUAGCGGACUUCCUAC